This is a messenger RNA of Cotesia congregata, 699 nucleotides long. Lineage: Eukaryota; Metazoa; Arthropoda; Insecta; Hymenoptera; Braconidae. The record is from the annotation of a GenBank genome assembly.
AUGUCACAACGAGCACGUCGUCAAACAGCGACCCAACAAGGACCAGCGGAUAACUUGGAUCAUCUGGGAAGUCGCGUGAUUAAAUAUUUGCUUGAGAAAAGCCACACAAAGUACCCGGUAAAAGCCAGUGACAUUAAAAAAUAUGUUUUGGGCAAGCAUGCUGAGCACUUUCGUCAAGUUAUGGUCAUUGUUAAAGACAGGCUGAGAAAAAUCUUUGGCUACAAUUUAGUAAACACAACAGGAGCUCAGUAUUUUAUCACCAACAUGAUUGUCAACGAAUACAUGAAGGCUCUUCCAAGGUCAGAUGAUGAAGCUAAAGAACAAAUUCUGCUUUUUCUGGUUCUUUCUUUUAUUUUCAUGUGUGCUGAAAAUAAUCAAAAUGCUAUUAUUGUUGAAGACGAGUUAUGGGAAUUUUUAAUAAACUUGAAUAUCAUCACUGAGGACGAAAGUCAGCAUCCAUACUUUGGAAAUGUCAAAUCUUUGAUCAGCGAUAAAUUUGUGAAACAAUUGUAUCUCAUUAAGAGUAAACAAAAAGAAACCGAUUCUGUUUUAUUUGAAUGGGGACCACGUGCUAAUUACGAACUAGAUCGUAAAGCUGUUUUAAAGUUUGUUUCCAAGAUUUACAAUUGUCCUAUGGAAAAUUUUGUCAAACAACACAAAGCAAUGAAAGUCUUCGAGCGAUCAGCUUUGAGAGAAUAA